This is a messenger RNA of Helianthus annuus (common sunflower), 1926 nucleotides long. Its product is annotated as threonine synthase, chloroplastic. The record is from RefSeq and is a predicted model, not a curated record. Gene Ontology annotation, cellular component: cytoplasm. Bases 54 to 1577 code for a protein of 507 amino acids. Gene Ontology annotation, molecular function: pyridoxal phosphate binding; threonine synthase activity. Gene Ontology annotation, biological process: L-cysteine biosynthetic process. The transcript has a single exon. NCBI's taxonomy places the organism in Eukaryota, Viridiplantae, Streptophyta, Magnoliopsida, Asterales, Asteraceae.
UAUAAUAAAUACUGUAUGAAUUAUAGUCGUCACUUUCUCCAUAACCAUCUCCAAUGGCUACUCCUACUACUCUUCUUCUCAGAUCCCCUUUCUACACAAACCCUAGAAGAAGAACAACCACCACCACCAUCAAAGCAUCCAACAACCCACCCCCACCACUCCACCACCACCGUCGCCCCGCCGACGAAAGCAUCCGCCAAGAAGCCCACCGUCGCAACUCCACCGACCACAACUUCUCCGCCAAAUACGUCCCCUUCAACGCCCACCCAUCCUGCACUGAAUCCUACUCAUUAGACGAGAUCGUCUACCGCUCCCGCUCCGGCGGCCUCCUCGAUGUCCACCACGACAUGGAAGCCCUAAAAGCAUUCGACGGAACCUACUGGAAAUCCUUGUUCGAUUCCAGGAUCGGCAAGACCACCUGGCCCUACGGCUCCGGGGUAUGGUCCAAGAAAGAGUGGGUGUUGCCGGAGAUUGAUGAUGAUGAUAUUGUCAGCGCCUUUGAAGGUAAUUCCAACAUGUUUUGGGCUGAGCGUUUUGGCAAACAGUUGGUGGGCAUGAAUGAUUUAUGGGUUAAACAUUGUGGGAUUAGUCAUACGGGUAGUUUUAAAGAUCUGGGUAUGACUGUCUUGGUUAGUCAAGUCAACCGGUUGCGUAAAAUGAACCGCCCGGUGAUCGGGGUGGGCUGCGCGUCGACCGGAGACACGUCCGCUGCCUUAUCGGCUUACUGCGCCUCUGCUGGUAUCCCCAGCAUUGUUUUCUUGCCUGCUGAUAAGAUUUCGAUGGCGCAAUUGGUGCAGCCGAUUGCCAACGGGGCGUUUGUGUUGAGCUUGGAUACCGAUUUUGACGGGUGUAUGCGGUUGGUUAGGGAAGUGACGUCUGAAUUGCCGAUUUAUUUGGCGAAUAGUUUGAAUAGUCUGAGGUUAGAAGGGCAGAAAACGGCUGCGAUUGAGAUCUUGCAGCAGUUUGAUUGGGAAGUACCCGAUUGGGUGAUUGUUCCGGGUGGGAAUUUGGGGAACAUAUACGCGUUUUACAAAGGGUUUCACAUGUGCAAAGAGUUGGGAUUAGUUGAUAGGAUUCCGAGACUUGUGUGUGCUCAAGCUGCAAACGCGAACCCGCUUUAUUUACAUUUUCAAUCCGGGUGGGAGGAUUUUAGUCCUGUGAAGGCGAAAACGACUUUUGCAUCGGCUAUCCAGAUUGGUGAUCCGGUUUCUAUAGAUCGGGCAGUGUACGCGCUCAAGAAUUCGAAUGGGAUUGUUGAGGAGGCUACUGAAGAGGAACUGAUGGAUGCGAUGGCGCAAGCGGAUGCAACGGGGAUGUUUAUUUGUCCGCAUACUGGUGUUGCGUUGACGGCUUUGGUUAAGCUUAGGAAUAGUGGUGUGAUUAAGGCUACUGAUAGGGCGGUUGUGGUGAGUACUGCGCAUGGGUUGAAGUUUACGCAGUCGAAGAUUGAUUAUCACUCUAAAGCAAUCCCGGAAAUGGGUUGUAAGUUGGCUAAUCCGCCGGUGAAUGUGAAGGCGGAUUUUGGGUCGGUUAUGGAUGUUCUUAAAAAGUACUUGUUGAGCAAAGAAGUAAAGUGAGUGGAAGUCUUCUGUUGUUAUAUGUUCCUUUGGUAUUUUAGAUUUAGGGGUGUUGUUAGUUGUAGCUUUUGGUUUCCAUUUUGUUUGGGGGUGCCAUUGAGUUUAUGCUUUGAAAGAACCUUCUGGAUCUGUUCAUUAUCGCAGAUCGAGUCGUGGCGAGUCUGUUGUUUAUUUAUAAGAAUAAGAAGGCAUCGGCGUCGUGUGUUGCGUUGAGCAUCAAAGUUUAGUAGGAUUUGUAUGUGUAAUUCAUGCAUGUUUGUGAUCCUAGAGUCGUCUUUGUCCAAUGUUGGCUUUUUUGACAAUGUUUUGGACUGAGAUCCUUCAAUUAAGACUUUGUCAUUUGUUUUGA